This is a messenger RNA of Symbiodinium natans, 297 nucleotides long. The record is from the annotation of a GenBank genome assembly. NCBI's taxonomy places the organism in Eukaryota, Dinophyceae, Suessiales, Symbiodiniaceae.
AUGUCGGGCUUCCCACGGUCGCCGAGUGCCCGAAUGAGAACACGCAGCGAGGACGCGUGCUUGACUGGACUCCGCCCCGCUGUCAGGUCCUCUCUUGUCCACCGCCAGACCCAUUGCCACCGGGUUUCGACUACGACAACGAGAGCCAGACCUAUGCUUGCGCGAACGGCUACGCAGGAAGGCCCAGCGUCACCUGUCGCGGUGGUGCCGCGCCGUGGUGCGAGGUGGUGGUGGCAGUUGCCAAGCUGCAGAGAAGUGGAACCAGGAGGAACCGAGGCUCCCUCCACUCCACCUUAG